This is a messenger RNA of Cyphomyrmex costatus, 921 nucleotides long. RefSeq names its product short-chain dehydrogenase/reductase family 16C member 6. Gene Ontology annotation, cellular component: lipid droplet. Lineage: Eukaryota; Metazoa; Arthropoda; Insecta; Hymenoptera; Formicidae. The transcript has 7 exons. The record is from RefSeq and is a predicted model, not a curated record. Bases 1 to 921 code for a protein of 306 amino acids. Gene Ontology annotation, molecular function: oxidoreductase activity, acting on the CH-OH group of donors, NAD or NADP as acceptor.
AUGAUAGAAAUAUAUAAUAUCUUGCACCUUCUAAUAGAGAUAAUAAUAGUUAUUUUAAAAGUGGUAUAUUAUAUUUGCAAGAGUUUAUACAGAUUGAUCGUACCAACAAAAAUGAAGAGCGUAGCUGGUGAAAUUGUUUUGAUAACAGGUGCAGGUCAUGGUAUCGGAAAGGAAUUAGCGAUUGGUUAUGCUUCGUUAAGAGCAACAGUGGUAUGUUGGGAUAUCAAUGAAAAGACCAAUAAUGAGACAAUGAACGAGAUUAAAAGCAUGGGGAAGCACUCUGUAUAUGCGUAUCAAUGCAAUGUAGCAAACAGAGAAGAAGUUUUAAGGGUAGCUGAAAAAGUAAAAAAUGAAGUGGGUGACGUUACUAUCUUGAUUAAUAAUGCCGGCAUUGGAACUGUUAAAUCAUUCCUAGAUCACAGCCCUAAUGAAAUUACACGAAUCAUAGACGUCAAUGUAAUGGCGCAUUACUGGACAUUGAAGGCAUUUUUACCAAGUAUGAUCGAAAAGAAUCACGGUCACAUUGUAGCACUCUCAUCAGUAGUUAGUUUUAUUACCUUUGCUUAUGGAACUAUUUACUGUCCUUCAAAGUUCGCAGUCAGAGGAAUUAUGGAAGCUACGUCUGAAGAAUUACGUACAUUGAGUAAUGGAAAAUCAUCUAUUAAAUUUACUACGGUUUACCCGAGCUUUGUACGUACUGGACUGUGUAAAAAGCCAAAAAUUAGAUUUCCACGAAUAAUGGAAGAACUUUUACCGCAGCAAGUGGCUUCGUCAAUAAUUGAUGCGCAAAGACGAAACUAUAAAAACAAAGGUAUACCUCCACAUUGGUUGCUUCUUCUUUUUCUUAUAAGACAUUUACCUGAUGAAGCACUUAAUUGCAUAAUGGACUUUAUCGGUAUAGGCGCCGAUCCAGACGAUUAA